AUGAGCUACUACGGCAACUACUGCCAAGGCCUGGGCUACAGCUGUGGAGACUUUGGUGGCCUGGGCUAUGGCUACAGCUGCAGAUGUGGUAGCUUCCGCAGGCUGGGCUAUGGCUGUGGUUAUGGAGGCUAUGGAUAUGGCUGCUACCAUCCAUAUUACUAUAGAAGAUACUGGUGUUCUGGCUUCUACUGA
Messenger RNA from Globicephala melas (long-finned pilot whale), 192 nucleotides. RefSeq names its product keratin-associated protein 19-7-like. NCBI's taxonomy places the organism in Eukaryota, Metazoa, Chordata, Mammalia, Artiodactyla, Delphinidae. The record is from RefSeq and is a predicted model, not a curated record.